Andrographis paniculata is the source of this 1067-nucleotide messenger RNA. RefSeq lists its product as uncharacterized. The record is from RefSeq and is a predicted model, not a curated record. Gene Ontology annotation, biological process: protein neddylation; positive regulation of ubiquitin-protein transferase activity. The coding region runs from base 142 to 924 and encodes 260 amino acids. Gene Ontology annotation, cellular component: ubiquitin ligase complex. Gene Ontology annotation, molecular function: ubiquitin-like protein binding; cullin family protein binding; ubiquitin conjugating enzyme binding. The transcript has 11 exons. NCBI's taxonomy places the organism in Eukaryota, Viridiplantae, Streptophyta, Magnoliopsida, Lamiales, Acanthaceae.
AACACCAGAAAGGAUUCCCAUUUCUCUGUGGGGGCGUCUCACAGUGAAGGAUCCGCUGUUGAAUCAAGACGCUAGCCCUCUGCUAAUUUCACCCGAAAAAUCGUUAUCUAGAGGACUGGAGCUUUCAAUUCGCUUGUCAGUAUGAACAAGUUGAACAGAGCACAGCGUGACAAAUUGCAGCAGUUCAUUGGAAUCACCGGCGCCAGUGAAAAAAAUGCUCUACAGGUUUUUAAGUCCUGUGAUUGGCAGUUUGAGGGAGCAUUUGACAUAUAUUACAACCAUCCGCAUAUUAAAUCUGCUGCCGAUACGAGGCAUUUGGAGGAGCUAUACAAUAGAUACAAAGAUCCCCAUGCUGAUAUGAUGUUGGCUGAUGGAAUCACUCUCCUCUGCAACGACCUUCAGAUUGAUCCUCAAGAUAUUGCUAUGCUGGUGGUAUCAUGGCAUAUGAAGGCUGCUACCAUGUGUGAAUUCUCAAAGCAGGAAUUUAUUGAUGGACUACAAUCUCUUGGCAUAGAUUCACUGGAGAAGUUUAGAGAAAGAUUAUCAUUUAUGCGUUCCGAAUUGAAAGAUGAACGUAAGUACCGAGAGAUUUAUAAUUUUUCAUUUGGCUGGGCAAAAGAGAAGGGUCAGAAAUCUUUGGCAUUAGAUACCGCGAUCGGAAUGUGGCAGUUGCUAUUUGCGGAAAAGAAAUGGCCAUUAGUCGAACAUUGGUGCAAGUUCUUGCAGGUAAAACACAACAAAGCAAUUUCUCGAGACACCUGGUCCCAGCUACUCGAGUUUGCAAGGGUGUUCGAUCCUUCCUUAUCGAACUAUGAUCCAGAAGGGGCAUGGCCGUACCUGAUCGACGAAUUUGUCGAGUACUUGAUUGAAAAUGGCAUUAUUCAGAAGGGCAAGAUGACGAGUGAUUGGAGCUACAAAUAUUGAGCGUUGUAUCUAUAUUCCAUUCCAUUGGGUGGGGUUCGGUUUUAGAUUUAUUUGAUGGUGUAUAAUUUUCAAUUAUUGGGCUAAUAAAAUAGGAAAAACAAAGAUGAAAAGGUGUGUUUAUGGAGAUGUAUUUCUUCCUUUCC